CGAGACUCGGUUUCCUGCUGCCACUUCCUGUUUGCGCUUUGUGGGCUGAACCCAGAGGCCGCAAGGCAGUGGAAUUGCCCAAAGUGGAGCCGGGUGAUCUGUCAGCAGCAGCCUCUUCCAUGCCACAUUCGAGUGGCCGGCACUGAAGGUGCCCUUUCUCCUUUCAAAGCAACCAGUGUCUCAGAUGGCUUUCAAAGGCCCCCUUGGGUGCCUGUUUCUCAGUGCGCUGAUGAGCCAGUUUUCAAAAGGAAUGGAAGGUGUUGCGAAGGAGCCGCAGUUACAGGUGUACCAGCCAAAGAAUGCUAUCUCAGUACGAAUAGGAGAUAAUCUCACACUGGAAUGCCGGGUGACUGGGGAAGGUCCACCAGGACCUGUGAGGUGGUUCCUGGGAGAAGGUCCCACAAAGAAGCUUAUCUAUGCAGGUGUUAGAAGUUUUGAGAGAGUAACAAUAAAUAAUGAACAAUCCAAUGAAGAUUUCACCAUUGUCAUCCAUAAUGUUACCCGGGAGGAUGCUGGUAUUUAUUACUGUGGAAAGAUAAAAUAUGGAAAAGAAGACUUCAUGCUACAUGGGGGUGGAACUGAGGUGGUUGUGACAGAUUCACCACCUUCCAACACCGCCCCAGUGGUUGCCGGGGUGAGCGUCCUUCUCCUCGCUGUCUUGCUUCUCGUGGCAGUUUACAUCUACGUAAAGAAGAGAAAAGGCAGAAACCAAGAUACGUCAAGGCCUGAAGCUCCCACCCAAGAGAACGCAAGCCUUCCUAAACAGGGUGUUGUCAAUAAAGAGAUUGUCUAUGUAGACCUGAAGGAUCCCAGUGGCCUGAGAAGACCUAAGCAAAGGAAGGCAGAGGAGCAUUCAGAAUACGCCAGUGUCCGGGUAGCUUAGCCUGUGGCUGCAAGAGGAACACUUUCCUGCCUGGAGUCAAAAACCACCGACCAGAGAUGAAACUCCAUCAAACAGACCCUACCAUGCAAAUUAAAGAAAUUGGGUGUGCUGCAUGGAUUCUGGCUCAGAGAGGCGUGGCUCACCCUCCCUAUUUGAUCUGGCUGUUUUUGCAAGAAGUUUGAAAGGAAAGGCUGUUUCUUUUUUCCUUUGUGCAGGGAGACUAGUGCUUUGUGCAGGGAGCAUCACUCUCUGGACAUUGCACAGCUCAUGGACACUGGAAAUGGAUUUAUACUGAGUCAGUCCACAGGUCCAAUGAGCCAGUGUGGUGUAGUGGUUCAGAGCGGUGGACUUGUAAUCUGGUGAACCGGGUUCGCA
Molecule: messenger RNA, 1258 nt
Organism: Podarcis muralis (Common wall lizard)
Lineage: Eukaryota; Metazoa; Chordata; Lepidosauria; Squamata; Lacertidae
Product: tyrosine-protein phosphatase non-receptor type substrate 1-like
Source: RefSeq, a predicted model, not a curated record